AUGUCCGCCGGAUUGGACUCAGUCAUCGCACCCGAACUCGUCAAGGCAAUGUCUGAACAAUUCACGAUGGAGUUAUCAGCAACAGUGCCGGCGGCAGUCUUUCAAGCGAGACCGGUAGUGAUAAAGCAAAUCAGUCUCGGACAUGCUCGAAGAGCACGCUGUGGGCGCUGUGGCUAUGGCUCUGUGUGCAUCAGAGGAAAAAGCACUAUGAUCGGUGCAGUGCGUGUGUUGAGUCAUCUGUCAAUGACCUGUUUGCAUUGUCAGAUAAACGUUGAGCCAAUGAUGGGAAUCGCACACUCCAGGACUAGUAUGGGUCGUUUUAGCGCAUUUGGCUUUAGCGGAACUAUUGCCCAUGGGUGCUUCACAACCAUUUCUAGCUCAAGGUCAAAGACCAACAUUCGAGGUGCCUUUUCUUUUCAUCGUUACCAACGGAGAAAUCAUGGGGAGAAGCAUGUGGACGCGAGCGAGCCAUCCACUGAAGACGACACUUCCUUUUUAGACAUGGGAGUUCACUCCAGGUGCCUUGUCUGA
Aureococcus anophagefferens is the source of this 531-nucleotide messenger RNA. RefSeq lists its product as hypothetical. Lineage: Eukaryota; Pelagophyceae; Pelagomonadales; Pelagomonadaceae. The coding region runs from base 1 to 531 and encodes 176 amino acids. The transcript is spliced from 4 exons. The record is from RefSeq and is a predicted model, not a curated record.